Molecule: messenger RNA, 2667 nt
Organism: Myotis brandtii (Brandt's bat)
Lineage: Eukaryota; Metazoa; Chordata; Mammalia; Chiroptera; Vespertilionidae
Gene: KAZALD1
Product: Kazal-type serine peptidase inhibitor domain 1
Exons: 6
Coding region: 1038-1940 (300 amino acids)
Biological process (GO): regulation of signal transduction; regulation of cell growth
Cellular component (GO): extracellular region
Molecular function (GO): insulin-like growth factor binding
Source: RefSeq, a predicted model, not a curated record
CUUUUCCUGUUUUGAAUUCCUAGACUUCCUGUUCUAAUUCUCGCGACAGUUUCUAGACAACACGUGAAGUUCGCUUCCCGUCCCUCUUCUGAGUUGGAGACCAGACCUCCGCGUUUGCCCCGGGAAACAGAACUUGAGCCUGGCUUCUGUAAACCGCCUGGGACCGCGGGGCGGGGCCUGCUCUCCUCCCUGUCCCUCGCCCCUAGUGCCACGGUGGCGGCUAGAGACCGUAUGCUCCGGCCCUGCUAGCUUCGCAACCCUAACCUGUAAUCCCGACCAGGGAGGCGCCCCGCCCACCUCUUCCUGCGGCCGCUAGUCGGCUGGAACCUCUAAUCACCAUGCUCAUCCGCGCUCAAAACACCUGCCGGAUGUAGGGAGGGAGGAGGAGGCCAGAUGUGGGGAGGCUGAUGUAAGCGCCCCGUCUCUGGUCGGCGCCUGGGUGAGGAAGCUGGACGGACAAGCCUUCAAUCACCCCCGGGAAGCCGGUGUUGGGCUGCGGGGAGACGACGUUGCGAGGCCCUGCUCUAUACAGGAGCCCCGACAGGCACCAGAACCUCUGCCCCCUGGACUGUAAAGUCAGAUGGGACAGGGCCUGGCCGGCCAGCCCACUCUGCGAGCUUCGCAGCCACCCCUAUGCCGCCCCCCACCCCACCCCACCCCCGGUCUCUGGCCGUCGCCCAGCUUUGGUGUCUGGUUACGGCUCCUCUGUUUUCACUGUGACUUUGGUCCAGGCCGAGGGAAGUGGCCCAGGAGGAUCCCGUGCAGCCGCAUAAACUUGGCCGCUUCAGAAGUAGGGGUUAGCUUGCGGGUGGGGAGGUGGGGUGCGACGUCUAGGGGCGGGGAGAGAGGCGGAGGAGCUGCUCUCGGAGUCCAAGUCCGUGGGCUCUCAGAGAUCCUUCAGCCGGAGCAGUCUCCACCGCUUUAUUUCCACUGUCUGCUCCUUUGGAAGCACUGGCUGCGCUGAAGGACUUAGUCCCGGACAGUAGGGUGCACGAGCCCGCUGAUGCCCCAAGUGCUCGCAGGGCUUCCAGCUAACCAUGCCACAGCCGCUCGCCGCUGCCUUGGCGCUGCCCCUGCUACUGCUGGCGGCGCGGAUGCCGCUCCCGACUGGUGCGAGGCCGUCGCCAGGCCCGGAUUACUUGCGCCGCGGCUGGCUGCGGCUGCUGGCGGAGGGCGAGGGCUGCGCUCCCUGCGGGUCCGAGGAGUGUGCCGCGCCGCGGGGUUGUCUGGCCGGCCGGGUGCUCGACGCUUGCGGCUGCUGCUGGGAAUGCGCCAACCUCGAGGGCCAGCUCUGCGACCUGGACCCCAGCGCCCACUUCUACGGGCGCUGCGGCGAGCAGCUCGAGUGCCGGCUGGACACAGGCGGUGACCUGAGCCGCGGGGAGGUGCCGGAGCCGCUGUGCGUCUGCCGCUCCCAGCACCCGCUCUGCGGCUCCGAUGGCCGCACCUACUCGCAGAUCUGCCGUCUGCAGGAGGCGGCCCUCGCUCGGCCCGAAGCCAACCUCACUGUGGUGCAUCCAGGGCCCUGCGAAUCGGAGCCCCAGAUCGUGUUGCACCCCUACGACAUUUGGAAUGUGACGGGGAAGGAUGUGAUCUUUGGCUGUGAGGUGUUUGCCUACCCCAUGGCCUCCAUCGAGUGGAGGAAGGACGGCUUGGACAUUCAGCUGCCAGGAGAUGACCCCCACAUCUCUGUGCAGUUUAGGGGUGGACCCCAGAGGUUUGAGGUGACAAGCUGGCUGCAGAUUCAGGCUGUUCGUCCCAGUGAUGAGGGCACCUACCGCUGCCUGGCCCGCAAUGCCCUGGGCCAGGUGGAGGCCCCAGCUAGCCUGACUGUACUCACACCUGACCAGCUGAACUCCACAGGCCUCCCCCAGCUACCAUCCCAGCACCUGGUUCCUGAGGAAGAGGCUGAGAGUGAAGAGGGCGAGGAUUACUACUAGGUCCGAAGCCCUGGCCCUUGGGGGUGGGUGAGUGGGGAUCGUGUUCAUCCCUGCUCUUGAAAAGAUCUGGAAAGGGGGAGCAGGGCCCCUUCACAUGAUUGCUUUAAUGCCUUUACUGGGGGAGACAUGAUAGUGGUGGAGAGUAGACAAAAAUUGGAGAAGGGUAAGGAGAGAGGCAGAGACUAGGGAAUAGGGUGAUGGGAUGCAAAGAAGCCCAUGCAGGAGAUACAUGGGCCAACGAGGGAGAAGCAACAGCUGCCUGCUGGUCCCUAGGCGGGUGGAGGGUGGGGUGGGGUGGGGGAGAGAGGAGCAGUCACAGAAAGGUGUAGACAACAGGUUCCUCCCUUGCUCUCCAGCAGCCCUUCCUUCAGCCCUGCUCAGCCAGUCUUCCUAACUGCCCUUCUGCACAGCUCCUCCUGUUAUUUUCCUAGUCCCUCAUCUCUGCCUUGCCUCAGGUAGCUCUUUCUCAGAACUAACCUAGACAUUUCCCCCUCUCCUAAGUCCCAUUGCACUCACUAACUGCGGUCCUUUCUGCUGUUCACCAUCUGCUGUCCAGCAGAGCACAAUGGAGCAUGGUUUAGUUUAGUGCAGAAAGAGGGGCAUUUGGUCAUGUCUGAUUUCUCCUGUCAUUCCGAAAACUCCGUAUCUUACACCACUUUAUAUUGGACAAUGCCUAGCACAGGACCAGGCACAGUAAGCAUACAAUAAAGACGUAUGAACAAGCUGA